GUUCCCUAGAUAUUUUCUGUUAUUUGCAGCGAUCAGAUCGUCUGAGGCUGGAAGCUGUACUUGCUUUUUCAUCCUGAAAUGAGGAUCUGACUCCUACCUCAGACUAGUCCUUAUCCAGCGCCAAUUGAAAAUUUUGAUCUUUGAUUCCAAUAUCUAUUAUUUUAACCAUGAUGUUUAUGCUUUUGGUUUUUUUGUUUGUCAUUUGCCCAGAUCAUUUAUGAUUUUGGUGUCAUUGGUUGCAAUUGAACCAACUGAUUACCCAUUGUACCUUCUGGGAGGAGCACCUGACCGCCGAGGGCAUGGAAGCACAGGUACUAGCACGAUUUCCUGAUCGCAAGCCUUGCCAGCAAGCAAAGGAUUUUGCUGAACUUGCUCUGGCGCACUACAAUGAGACGAACAAGAGCGAGUUUGAGUUGGCCACGACCCUGCUAUCGAAUUGCUUCUCCGAGUGUUCUGGGGACAUUUAUGGCCAUGUUAAUUUCACUGCUGUUCCUCAGAAGCAGACUGCCGCAGAGACUGCUUCAAAGACAAAGAGGCUGUUCUUUGCUGAGCUUAUGCAUACUCCGAGCCUUGAAGCAUAUUCAAGGGCUCAGCCUAUGCGUGUGCUGUGUGUGUGCACCAUUGAUGAUGAUUCUUGUUAUGGUGGGUGCCAUGAGAUAUUUAGAAAGAUUGCUAACAAGAGGAGUGAUGACAUGGAUUAUAAGCGCUGUCACGCAUGUAGCGACCGUAUCAAGCAUCCGAAUGGGCAACUGUUUGAUGGAGGGCACAAUAGCAGUAGGAUGCCGUACUACUCUGCCGUGUAGUUAACCUAAGCAUUUAAGUGUAUCCUUGAAAAGGCGCAAGUAGUCAAGUCUGGGGAACUUGGAUGGAACUUACUAUAGUGCAUCUAUAAUUUAUGCUAGCAGUCCAUGAAUAAGUUAUGCUUGCAUUAUAUCGGUGAUGCUGAGCUAGAUAUACUGUAUCGGUUAUUCUAAGUUCUUAUGCAUGUUGUGUGGGUAAUAAGUUACUCCAAUGUAUGUCAAAUCUGGAAGAACUUU
Messenger RNA from Hordeum vulgare subsp. vulgare (domesticated barley), 1037 nucleotides. RefSeq lists its product as uncharacterized. The record is from RefSeq and is a predicted model, not a curated record. The transcript is spliced from 3 exons. Bases 300 to 803 code for a protein of 167 amino acids. NCBI's taxonomy places the organism in Eukaryota, Viridiplantae, Streptophyta, Magnoliopsida, Poales, Poaceae.